Molecule: messenger RNA, 4083 nt
Organism: Aspergillus nomiae NRRL 13137
Lineage: Eukaryota; Fungi; Ascomycota; Eurotiomycetes; Eurotiales; Aspergillaceae
Product: putative ABC multidrug transporter
Exons: 14
Coding region: 1-4083 (1360 amino acids)
Biological process (GO): transmembrane transport
Cellular component (GO): membrane
Molecular function (GO): ATP hydrolysis activity; ATP binding; ABC-type transporter activity
Source: RefSeq, a predicted model, not a curated record
AUGGAUACCCCAUCCUCCGGCACCGUUGACCUAGAGCGCGGUGGCGGCGCGGUUCGCAAACGUUUGACUCUUACCUUUCGAAACUUGAAUGUCCGAGUCACGGCCCCCGAUGCAGCCCUAGGCGAGACCCUAUUGUCCUAUGCCGACCCACGACAACUCCUAGACGUCUUUCGCAGCAGUCGACAAAACAAACGGACAAUUUUGAAGGACAUCAAUGGACAGGUCAAACCUGGUGAAAUGCUGCUAGUGUUGGGUCGGCCUGGCGCCGGAUGCACUUCUUUCCUUCGUGUACUUUCAAAUGACCGAGAUGCGUUCGAUGAAGUAAAUGGUGAAACUCGAUACGGAAGUAUGGACCACAAAGAGGCAAGAAAGUUCCGACAGCAGAUCAUGUUCAACAAUGAAGACGACAUCCACUUCCCAACAUUGACGGUCAACCGAACCAUGAAGUUUGCUCUGAAGAACAAGGUCCCUAGAGAGCGUCCCGAGCAUCUCCAGGAGAAACAGGAAUAUAUCCAGGGCACGAGGGACGGCAUCCUGGAGUCGCUGGGAAUCGCGCAUACCAAGAAGACGCUAGUGGGAAAUGAGUUCAUCCGCGGCGUAUCUGGUGGAGAGAGAAAGCGUGUAUCUUUGGCUGAAGUAAUGGCUGGUCAGAGUCCCGUCCAGUUCUGGGAUAACCCAACUCGUGGUCUUGAUUCUAAGAGUGCAGUCGAAUUUGCACGUCUUCUACGCCGUGAAGCGGAUGAGAACGACAAGACCAUGGUGGCCACCAUGUACCAGGCAGGAAAUGGUAUCUACGAUGAAUUUGACAAGAUCCUAGUACUUGCAGAAGGGAGAGUCAUUUACUACGGCCCCAGAACUAUGGCACGAGCGUACUUUGAAGAUAUGGGAUUCAUUGUUCCAAAAGGUGCCAACAUUGCCGACUUUCUAACCUCCGUUACUGUGCUUACGGAACGCAUUGUCCAACCGGGGUUGGAGGAGAAGGUGCCCAAUACUCCCGAGGAGUUCGAGUCUCGCUAUUUGGCAAGCUCUAUCAAUGCCCAGAUGCUGGAUGCUAUUGAGCCACCAGAAAAGCUUACCCACGAGAAAGACGACCUGGAAAUGGCAGUAGCGAACGAAAAAAAGAAGAAGCAUCUUCCACGUCCUCAGAGCGUGUACACAACGAGCCUUUGGGACCAAAUUGGUGCUUGUACAAUUCGGCAAUUCCAAAUCAUGGCAGGUGAUAAACUUUCUCUUAUUAUCAAAAUUGUCUCGGCCAUUCUUCAAGCACUAGUCUGCGGCAGUAUUUUCUAUGAUCUCAAGCUGGAUAGUUCCUCUAUCUUCCUUCGCCCUGGUACACUUUUCUUCCCAUGCCUCUACUUCCUUUUAGAUGGCUUGUCAGAGACAACCGGUGCAUUCAUGGGUCGUCCUAUUCUCACCCGCCAAAAGCGCUUUGGCUUUUACCGUCCGACAGCGUUCUGCAUUGCCAAUGCUAUCACAGAUGUACCUGUCGUGAUGGCGCAGGUUUCCUGUUUUUCAUUAAUCUUGUACUUCAUGUCCGCGUUACAGAUGGAUGCAGGCAGGUUCUUUACCUACUGGAUUAUGCUUGUCGCUCUUACUCUAUGCUUUAUGCAGCUCUUCCGGGCGGUUGGUGCGUUAUGCAAGAAGUUUGGAGUUGCAUCCAUGAUCUCGGGAUUGUUGUCCACAAUCUACUUCGUCUACGGCGGUUAUCUUAUCCCCUUCGAGAAAAUGCACGUCUGGUUCCGCUGGAUCUUCUACCUCAACCCCGGUGCAUAUGCUUAUGAGGCACUCAUGGCUAACGAGUUCUCUGGGUUGAAACUUGAUUGCAUCGCACCUGACUAUAUCCCCUAUGGUCCAGGGUACCCCGACUCAUCAUCCGCCUACCGUGGCUGCUCUGUGUUGGGCAGCGAUGAAAAUGGACUGAUUGAUGGGGCCGCAUACAUUCGCGAACAGUACCACUACUCCUUUGGUCAUAUCUGGCGCAGCUUCGGUGUCAUCAUUGGCAUGUGGGUGUUUUUCAUUGCUCUUACCGCCUUCGGCUUCGAAAAGCUCAACAGUCAGGGCGGGUCAUCGGUGCUCCUCUAUAAGCGCGGAAGUCAGAAGGGCACGCAAGAUGUAGAAAACAGGCAGCAGGCCACGUCUGAGCCAACAGCAAAUGUUGGUGCUCUUUCAACUACCGCCAAACAGUCGACGUUCACCUGGAACAAUCUCGAUUAUCAUGUCCCAUUCCACGGUGAGAAAAAGCAGCUUCUGAAUCAAGUGUUUGGUUAUGUAAAGCCCGGUAACCUCGUCGCACUUAUGGGUUGCUCCGGUGCAGGGAAGACUACGUUGCUGGACGUUUUGGCACAGCGGAAAGAUAGCGGUGAGAUCCAUGGAUCUAUCCUAAUUGACGGCCGUCCUCAAGGGAUUAGCUUUCAGCGAACCACAGGAUAUUGUGAGCAGAUGGAUGUCCACGAAGCAAGUGCGACAGUCCGGGAAGCAUUGCAAUUUUCUGCUCUUCUCCGUCAGCCUGCAUCGGUUCCUCGCGAAGAGAAGCUGGCAUAUGUGGAUCACAUCAUUGAGCUACUGGAACUGAGCGACAUCAGGGAUGCUCUGAUUGGCAUCCCCGGAGCUGGUCUCAGCAUUGAGCAGCGGAAGAGAGUCACACUAGGUGUUGAACUAGUCGCAAAGCCGAGUCUACUAUUUCUCGACGAGCCUACAUCCGGUCUCGAUGGUCAGUCUGCAUAUAAUAUCGUUCGAUUCCUGAGAAAACUAGUAGACGGCGGUCAAGCAGUCUUGUGCACCAUUCACCAACCGUCUGCUGUGUUGUUUGAUGCCUUCGAUUCGUUGCUCCUCCUGGCGAAGGGUGGUAGAAUGACGUACUUCGGCGAGACUGGCAAGGAUUCCGUUAAGGUACUGGACUAUUUCGCAAGGAACGGUGCUCCCUGCGAGGCCGAUGUCAACCCAGCCGAACAUAUCGUCGAGGUUAUUCAGGGAAACACUGAGAAGAGCAUUGACUGGGUUGAAGUGUGGAAUCAAUCUGAGGAGCGCCAGCGAGCCAUGGCUGAACUGGAAGCUUUGAAUAACGACCUGAAGCAGAACACACAGGAGGAGGAAGACCAAUCUGACUUCGCAACUUCUUACUGGUUCCAAUUCACAAUGGUCUUGCGCCGUCUCAUGGUCCAAUUAUGGCGGUCACCAGAUUAUAUCUGGAGCAAGAUGAUUCUGCAUAUCUUCGCAGCUCUGUUCAGCGGUUUUACCUUUUGGAAAAUGGGUAACGGCACGUUUGACCUCCAACUUCGCCUUUUUGCUAUCUUCAACUUUGUUUUCGUCGCCCCAGGAUGUAUCAACCAGAUGCAACCAUUCUUCUUGCACAACCGGGAUAUUUUCGAGACCCGCGAAAAGAAGUCCAAAACAUACCACUGGCUCGCUUUUAUCGGCGCCCAAACCGUCUCGGAAAUUCCGUAUCUCAUCAUAUGCGCGACGCUCUACUUCGCAUGCUGGUACUUCACUGCAGGCUUCCCUGUCGAGGCUAGCGUCUCUGGUCAUGUAUAUUUACAGAUGAUCUUUUACGAAUUUCUCUACACAUCGAUUGGCCAAGCCAUUGCCGCAUAUGCACCAAACGAAUACUUUGCCGCCAUCAUGAACCCUAUCAUCAUCGGUGCUGGCCUGAUUUCUUUCUGUGGUGUCGUUGUCCCAUACUCGCAGUUGCAGGCCUUCUGGCGCUACUGGAUGUACUACCUGGACCCAUUCACGUACCUAGUCGGGGGGCUUCUGGGUGAGGUCCUCUGGGACGUGAAGGUGGAGUGCAAAGCAUCCGAGCUUGUAAAUUUCAGCGCGCCAUCCGGCCAGACGUGCGGCCAGUACAUGGCCGACUUUCUUAGCGAGCAAACGGGCUAUCUUCUCGACCCGAACUCGACCUCUACCUGCUCGUUCUGUCAGUACUCUACUGGAGCGGACUAUGCCAAGACCUUCAACAUGAAGGAGAAGUACUAUUCUUGGAGAGAUACUGGUAUUACUGCACUCUUUUGCAUCAGUUCUUAUGGACUCGUGUUCUUGAUGAUGAAGUUGAGGAGUAAGAAGACCAAGAGUGCGAGAUCGGACUAG